AUGCCAGCUGUCGUAGCACCAGCUCGACCUGUGAUCGACAGGCCUCUUCCGCCCUUGUCUGUCCUAUCAGCCCAGGAGUACGUGAAGCGACACGAACAAGGGACACUCAUUGAACAACAAAAUGAAGAAGAGUUAUUGAAGCGCUUCAACGAUUUGCGCAGACCAUUCAAAGCUUGGCCUAUUGCACCAAUCGAAGGGCUUACUACUUCCUUUUCAACAUCAUGGCUCUUCCUUGUGCCGACCCCUCAGCCUUCGGACGACAUCAUAUUUCCUAGCUUGACCGACAGCUUUCGUAUCGAAAUGUUGAAGAGAAUCCAGCUCCCAGAUGAAACUCAGUCUCUGGUUGAUCUCCACGCAACGCGGAUAAGUAAUCCCUACGAGAAUGCAGAAAAUCUCCCUUGCCCAGGGGUUGCAUCGUGUGCGGCGUUCAAGGUCGAAAUCAAUCGGGCUUGGAAAAACAAAGACGGGGAGCAGGUCAAUCGUGACUUACUGGCGCCAAUGCAGACAGCUUCCUCCCUGGACGACUUCGCGAGUCUUGAUCUAGAUCAAGCAAAACACCAGGAGAUCAUAAUCUCAUGGCAGACCUACUCCAACACAUACGAGGCUGAACUGGCAGCUCUAAGACGACUAACGCAAGAUUCACAGCUGGAGAGCGCCAAAGUGAGUCCCAAGUCCAGGGCUGCUUUUGAAAUGAUCCUAGACUUAAGGGGCUCUGACAAGACCUACGUCAAUCUGCACAAUGUGUUCCCACAUCUGGCGAGUCCUCAUUAUGCUGGUCAUGGAAUCCGAGAUGCGAUUCUCCGCCGCUUUCGCUCAUUCAACGCGGACCACGUCGCUGCUUUCAAAGGAUUAACUCAAAUCCCUAAUGGCCUUUACUUCGUGAACGGAUGUCCCGGCGCCGGCAAAACAGAAUGGAACAUGGUGGUCUCUGCCCUGAUCCAAUCCAAACCACGUCCUGCAGCUAAGAAACGAAACAACCCCAUUCUGUUCCUGGUUGACCUCAACAAGACGGUUGAUGAUGCAGCGGAUCGCUACUACACUAUGUGUAAAGAGGCUGGACUCAAGCUACGCAUUAUUCGGAUGCAUGGUUGGCCGUAUGAACUCAGAAACAGCUCGGUGCUGAACACUGGCUCCCUAGGAGAAACUAGCAAAAGUGAAGAAACAGACUUCACCAAGAAGUUUCUUGCUACCGCCACUAUCAGCACAAGUGUUCAUGUAGGAAGGGAUCCCAACAAAGCACCUACCUUGGAUGAGGCUGCUUGGGAGUACUAUGAGAAGCACAAGGACCGUGGCUUCUUGACACUCAAGAAGGUUCUGGCAAGAAUGGAUGCCGGUGAGGUAUUGAACCACGACAACUGGAAGACUCUACGAUUUCAGGUAACAAAACUGUACACUGCCAUAUUGAGGCAAGCAGAUUUCAUUGCGACAACACCUGUGGCCGCAUAUGGCAGCUUCUCAAAGUUUUUCAAACCGGAUGUCAUCUUUGUGGACGAGGCUCCUCACGCACGAGAGCUAACAACUUUGAUACCUAUCGCCUUUUUCGAACCGGUCGCCUGGAUCUUCACAGGCGACGUGAAUCAAACCCGCCCUUUUGUGAAGAGUGGCGACGUGCGUGAUGCUCUGAAGAGAGGACUACAAGUCAAUCCCUAUGCGGAGCAGAUGCGCCUGAGCCUGAUGGGAAGAGCUGCUAAAGUCGGUGCAAUCAACAGUUCGCUGCUAAUCAACAAGCGAGCAUUUGGCAAUUUGCAAAAUUUGCCCUCCGUUCUCUUCUACCAAUCAAAGAUGGUCUCUGGCUACCACCCCAGAGAGCAAUAUCCUUCGACUGUUCGCUACAUGCGGAGCUAUCUCGAGACGUUUGGCAACGGGCAAAGGAUGGACCAGAACAGAGCAGUCAUCUUUCUCACCGAUAGCAAAGAAGAGACACACUGUCAUAGCUUUUGGAACCCUACAAACCACCGGUGGGUAAUUGCCCAAGUUGCAACACUGCUGCAAGACCUCGGCUUCAAAAGUGUUACGAAUGGUCAUCAACCUGGGAAGAUCAUGAUACAAACUCCCUACAGUGUGGCGAUGCGACAAUACGCACACGUGGUCAAGCAGUGGCCGCUUGAAUGGCAGAGCCGAGUGGAGGUUCUUACAGUCGACAAAGCACAGGGAAACCAGGCCGAUGUUGUCUUCCUGGACUUGGUGCGCACCGACAAACCUGGUUUCAUGGAUGAACCUCAACGUAUGAAUGUCGCUAUUACCAGGGCGCGACAGGCAGAGAUUAUCUUGAUGCACCCUGGAAUGAUUACUCGCCUACACCGUGGUGAGCGUGUCCCAACAGAUUACACGUCGAAGGUCUGGAACGACGCGCGACAAAACAAUCGAUUGUUCGUCGUCUAG
Molecule: messenger RNA, 2382 nt
Organism: Fusarium sp. VM40
Lineage: Eukaryota; Fungi; Ascomycota; Sordariomycetes; Hypocreales; Nectriaceae
Source: the annotation of a GenBank genome assembly